This is a messenger RNA of Python bivittatus (Burmese python), 3377 nucleotides long. It is a transcript of the gene ZNF366, whose product is annotated as zinc finger protein 366. Lineage: Eukaryota; Metazoa; Chordata; Lepidosauria; Squamata; Pythonidae. Gene Ontology annotation, molecular function: RNA polymerase II transcription regulatory region sequence-specific DNA binding; DNA-binding transcription factor activity, RNA polymerase II-specific. Gene Ontology annotation, cellular component: nucleus. The record is from RefSeq and is a predicted model, not a curated record. Gene Ontology annotation, biological process: regulation of transcription by RNA polymerase II.
UUUCUUAAGUCAUUUGGAACACUGUCCCUCCACGUUUUCUAAAUUCACUGCAGCUGCCACACGAGAAGUGACAACUUUGCCAAUUAGGGAGCAAUUACAAGCAUUGGGUCACUACCACUGUCGGGUCAGCACCUGACACAGAUGUCUGGAGCUCAUGCAGAUGCAUUCAAAGUCAAUUUGGCCCAAAGGUGAUGAUUUAAUGAAGCUAGAUCAUCCAAGAGGACUUCAUUGCAAUGAAGAAAGAGGACACACAUUGCAGGAUGGACAAUAUGCAAACAUUUUCUUUUGCUCAUUGCUUGGAUCCUGUUGUAAAGGCCAAUAUAGCUUCACCCCUCAGUGAGGAAUUCAGGACACAGCUUGCCCAAUUUGGAUACAGCCCUCCCACAGACUUAGAAAACUUCAAAAGCUCUUUGGAAGGGGGAUCUCGUAAACGUAAAAGCAUGCCCAUGAAAAUGCCUUCCACUCUCCCUCCAGGAGAUCCCUCAUUUCCAUUGCACAAACAUGAAGAGAAUGUUGAUGAAGAUUCUCCCAGCCUCCCUUCAAUAUUUCAGCAUGAAUCCACACAGCCAAAGUACAAUGCUCACAUGAUCGACCUCUGCAACCUUGGUUAUCAUUUCUACAGGACUCUGGAACACUUUGGAACACAGCCUAUCAAAGAAGAACCAAUAAAACCCAAAGUUCUAUGGCCUGGCCCUACCACAUUUCUGCAGGCUCCCUAUUCAUACUACCCCAAAGUUCACCCUACUCUAAUGUUUCCUUUUAUGAUGCCCCCAGAUUUUCAUUUUAGAAAUCCUUUCCCAUUGAAAAGGCCCCUGGAGCCACCCUUCAAAAGGGUUGAGUUAAAUGAGCAAGCUGAAAAGAAGCAAAAGGUGGAAAGAGUGGAUGUUAACAUUCAGAUUGAUGACAGCUACUACGUUGAUGUAGGAGGGGAACAGAAACGUUGGCAGUGCCCUAUGUGUGACAAAUCUUACACAUCCAAAUACAACUUGGUCACUCACAUUUUGGGGCAUAGUGGCAUCAAGCCUCAUGCUUGCUCCCGGUGCGGCAAGCUUUUCAAACAGCUGAGUCAUCUGCAUACCCAUAUGCUGACUCAUCAAGGCACUCGGCCUCAUAAGUGCCAAGUAUGCCACAAGGCCUUUACCCAAACCAGCCACCUGAAGAGACACAUGAUGCAACACAGUGACAUUAAACCUUACAGCUGCAGGAUCUGUGGGAGGGGGUUUGCCUAUCCCAGUGAGUUGAAAGCUCAUGAAUCCAAGCAUGAGAAUGGCCGAGAAAAUAUCUGCAUUGAGUGUGGUCUUGACUUCCCAACUUUGGCUCAGCUGAAGAGGCACUUAACCACCCACCGAGGUCCUAUACAAUACACUUGCACUGAGUGUGACAAGACAUUCCAGUACCCAAGCCAGCUGCAGAAUCACAUGAUGAAGCACAAGGAUAUCCGCCCAUAUAUUUGUACUGAGUGUGGCAUGGAAUUUGUGCAGCCUCAUCACCUGAAGCAGCACUCUUUGACUCAUAAGGGUGUGAAAGAGCACAAGUGUGGGAUCUGUGGCCGGGAGUUUACACUACUUGCCAACAUGAAGAGACAUGUCUUAAUUCACACCAAUAUAAGGGCCUACCAAUGCCACCUCUGCUUUAAAAGCUUUGUGCAAAAACAGACUCUCAAAGCCCACAUGAUUGUCCAUUCAGAUGUCAAACCCUUCAAAUGUAAGCUGUGUGGAAAAGAAUUUAAUCGAAUGCAUAAUUUAAUGGGCCACAUGCACUUGCAUUCCGACAGCAAGCCAUUCAAAUGCCUCUACUGUCCCAGCAAAUUCACCUUGAAGGGGAACCUCACCAGACACAUGAAAGUCAAACAUGGGGUCAUGGAAAGAGGAUUUCGUUCUCAAGGAUUUGGAAGGGAGCAACUGAGAAUGUCACAACCAGAUGCCCCAAGAAACCUAGAACAGGAAGAACCCUUUGACCUUUCCCAAAAAAACCAUGGGCAAGGGCUUUCCUUUCAUUUUGACGGGGAGACUGACAAACAAAACUCAGGCCAUGAGGAAGAAGAAGAAGACAACUGCCAUAGGGCAGAGCAGUGUUCCCCUCACAUGUACGACAAAGGCAAGAAGCCUAACAGACUGCAGGACCCUCCAGGCCAAUCAGAAUAUGAGGUUAAGGAUUUCAGAGAGUCAUACUGUGAUGGAAAAGAGAAAAAGUUCAAUGACACCAUUGAGCACAAACAAGAAAACAAAAGGGAGCAAACCCGAGGAGAGAGAGACUUUGUGAAUAACAACGAGGAAUAUCACUUUGAAAGUAAUAGACUCACUCAGUCUCUAUCUGACUAUUUGUACUUUCAACAUAGGAACAAGAGCUUGAAGGAACUGCUGGAAAGUAAAAUGGAAACGCAGGCUGUUUUUCUGGGGAUCUAAAUGGACAUUGCUGAACUUACCUUUGGGAAAAUGAAGUGUUUUCAGAGUUUUUGGCUAACAUGAACUGUAAAAUCUACCAAAAUUGGUAAAUGGUAGCAAAAAAAAUAUAAACACAAAAAGCUGGCAGAAAUAAUUUAAGACAAUGUUCAUUUGUCAUUCAAUUGUUCUUUCAAGUUUUCUGUUCUUAUACAGUAACAUUUCAGUAACAUUUUAGAGAUUAAUCUAAUCUUUCAUUCUCUUCCCAAUACCUUUUCCCAAUAUUUGGACUGGGUCUACAUGCUCAGCAGAACAAAGUGGAAGAGUCCUAGGGUAGUAAGUAAAAUAGAUGGCAUACAGGAUAGUCUUUUUUUUUAAAAAAAGUUUCCCUAUGUGAUAAGUUUUCUCCCAUCACAACUUUCUCCAGGCUACACAAUACUUGUUUUUGCUUGUAUAUUUAUUUUGAUUGCAGAAAGUUAAGCACACGUGAAGCAACCACCUGAAGUAGUGCAGUACCGUCUCUAUCUCAAGAUACCACCACUUGAUUCUGCUGGUUGGGUAGCUCAGUCCAGGCCUGGGUUUCAGUCUCCUCACAUUCUGUCCCACUGUGGCAAGGCCAAGAACCAGUAACUGGGGCAGAUCUGUCUGAGCAAUAAGAAAUGAGGAAGGAACCCAUUUCUUAUUCCAGACACUAGAAGAAUAGGCUUAGCCUCUUUUGGUAGUAUCCUUUCAUGUUUCCUGUUUUUAUACAGUAAUAGUAUAGAGGUUAAUCUUUCAUUCUGUUCCAAUACCUUGUCCUAAUCUCUUUCACUGUAACCUGUGUAAGUUAAUAACCACAUCCACUCUGCACAUAAUGAAGAGGCCCCUUGAAGGCCUACUUUCCACACAAAAGCUGUCAGUUAUAAAAUUGGCCUUUUAUUAGAUUAAUGUGAACUUUAUCAUGGGAAAAAGAGAACUUUAUUUCAUUUCCUCUGGACAAUUUUUUUUUCUUGAUAA